AUGGUUCGUUCAAAUUUGUACUUACAGACAGCGGUUGCCAUCUUAACAGUGAUUAAGCGUCCAUCCGUGGAGCCCCACAUCCUCCUCGUGACGCAAUUCCGUCCUCCGGUGGGAGCAUGUGUUGUUGAACUUCCUGCGGGACUUGUGGACGCAGGUGAAGAUGGAGAUGAAGGUGCAAAGCGUGCGGCCUUGCGUGAGUUGGAAGAAGAAACGGGCUACGGAGCUGCAUCGAUGCCCGGCGCUACAGUUUCAGUUCAAUCACUGAGCGAUGUCAUGUACAAUGACCCAGGUCUCACCGGCGCGAACAUGAAGCUAUGUGUCAUCCAUAUUGAGCUAUCUGAUGAUGCAGCAGAACCAAUCGCUCGUCCAGAUGAAGGCGAGUAUAUCGACAAGCACCUUGUGCCACUAGCUUCUCUUGUCUCACAACUGCAAGGUACGUACAACAAAGACGGCAUAGCUUAUGAUGAAGCAUUUAAAAAGCAAGGAUAUGAGGUGGAUGCGCGGUUGUCGCACAUAGCUGCGGGCAUUGAAUUGGGCUCAGGUCUCGUGAAGAAUAGCCGCAGUACGUGA
Malassezia globosa CBS 7966 is the source of this 570-nucleotide messenger RNA. RefSeq lists its product as uncharacterized. NCBI's taxonomy places the organism in Eukaryota, Fungi, Basidiomycota, Malasseziomycetes, Malasseziales, Malasseziaceae. Gene Ontology annotation, biological process: nucleoside phosphate metabolic process; ribose phosphate metabolic process. The record is from RefSeq and is a predicted model, not a curated record. Gene Ontology annotation, molecular function: ADP-ribose diphosphatase activity. Bases 1 to 570 code for a protein of 189 amino acids. Gene Ontology annotation, cellular component: nucleus. The transcript has a single exon.